Molecule: messenger RNA, 3218 nt
Organism: Polyodon spathula (Mississippi paddlefish)
Lineage: Eukaryota; Metazoa; Chordata; Actinopteri; Acipenseriformes; Polyodontidae
Product: short coiled-coil protein B
Exons: 4
Coding region: 323-565 (80 amino acids)
Cellular component (GO): trans-Golgi network
Source: RefSeq, a predicted model, not a curated record
UAUUGUGUCGUCAUUGUUCUGGCCCCACAGUAUCAUGUAAAAAAAAAUAGGUCUACUAUCAUGUUACUGCCUAUCUCAUUCAGUAAUCAUUGCGUUGCUCGUUGUCUCUCUCUGCUGUACAGUUUUGCAGUUGCGCCGCUGCAGGUCUGACUAACUGUGUUUGUUGAUCAUUCAAAAGGAGACCCGCAGUGUUAGCCGUGGGGAGAAUUGCAUUUCAAUACAUAGCCGUCAAAACAGGAGGUUCUCCCCCACCUCCCCCAUCGUCAGUGCAAAAGGUGGAUCUGCAGCCCUGCACUGGAAACAGGAAAAAGAGUAUUUCACCAUGAACUCAGACAUGGAUGGUGACACUGAAAACCAGGUGGAGCUGGAGGAGAAGACGCGGCUCAUUAACCAGGUCCUGGAGCUCCAGCACACCCUGGAAGAUCUGUCAGCACGUGUGGAUGCGGUGAAGGAAGAAAACCUGAAGUUGAAGUCUGAAAACCAGGUUCUCGGACAGUACAUUGAAAACCUCAUGUCUGCGUCCAGUGUCUUCCAGACAACUGACACAAAAAGCAAACGAAAGUAAGGGAGCGAUCCCCUCCUUUUCCCUUAACAUCAUUGGCAUUGUUUACAUUUUUUUUUUUUUUAGAUCGUUUUAGUUCUUUUUUUGUGUUAUGCCCAUGUUUAACAUGCACCCUUUAACGUACAGGUAAGGAAACCCCAAAGAUACACAAGCAGCCAUUUUGCACAUUGUGAACAACUUGUGUACAUAUUUUUUAAGAUAGCUUUUUAUCUGGAAAUGGCAGUUUUUACACAUGAAUGUUUUUGGGGCGGUUAAUGGGAUUUCCAAACCAUUAAACUGUAUACUUAAAACCAGUCCCCUGUAACUAUAGAAAUGUUUUUUUUCUUUUUUUUAAUAACGCGACUGUUUAGGCGGAUUUUAAAAAAAAAAAGACAUUUUAAAAAAUCAGGCUUGGAGUUUACUGUUCAUUGAGCUCUUUAAUUUGGUAUAUUAAAUUGUGUGAAAAACGAUGUAAAGUAAUGAACAUGGUACCAGUGCCACCUAUUUGUAUUUAAAAUCUUGAAACAAUUGUGGCUGUUUUGGAAGAGUGCUUUAGUAAAGCAUUCCAGACCCAUUAUCAACAUUAAGAAGUAUUCAAACCUGAUUUAUAUUUUAAGGCCAGUCAUUUUUCCACUUGAGCUGAAAGCAAAUGGAGGUUCCAACUAAUUAAGGCUACAAUGAAGAGUACAUUUUGACCUUCGACGGUUCAGAACACAUUACCGAAGGAAGGUUCGAACCGUCGAUGGUACUAAUUUGCAUAAUUGCCAGUUUAUAUUUGAUUGAAAAUCCUGUUAAUUUACAAGUAAGCCAAAUAUAUUCACAUAUCUUAAAUAUGUUAUAUAGAACAACAGUACAUGUUUUUAUAAUUUAAGUAAAUGCAUGUUUAUGUAUACGUAAUUGAUGCUGCUUGCGAUAUACUGUAUACAGUAAUCUUGCUUUGCAACAGUACCAACUGGAGCGGACUUUGGCAAAACAAAGCUUUAUUUAACAGUCAGCGUUCCAAGCAGGUUAUCGGUCACAGUCACAUUUUACUGCUACUAAUAAUAAUAAUAAUAAUAAUAGGUUAAAACUUAUGCUUGUCCAGUAACCCUGGAGAUUGUGCCUCUAUCAACAUCAACAGUCUCUUGCACAGUUUGCAUAAUUUUAUUUUAUUUUUUUGUUUUGGUCGUCUUAUUUGCAAAAACAAAAACAAAAAAAAAAAAAAAAAAAAAAAAAAAAAAACCUAAACAGCAGAGGGGCUUUGAGACGUUUCUUUCAAUACGGCGCUUUGCUGUCGAGAUGGCGAAUGAAGAAAUUAAAAGUUUGCAUCUGGAUAACAUGAGCUGGAGGAGGGAGGGGCAGAUGGUACUCAGUUUUUGAAAUUAAAAUGAUUAGUGUUAGCAUAUAUUUAGUAUGUUUCAAACAUAUUCUACCAUAGCACUUACACUAUCUAGGUACACUAGGUAUUUAGUACAUAUUUUACUGAAGCACUACAACCAAUAUACAGUGCCCUCCGGAAGUACUGGGACAGAAGUCAAAAUUGCUGUUUUUGCUGUACACUCAAGCAAUAUGAAAAUACGAGUAAAAGAUGAAAAUGAGGCAGAAGUACAGAAUGUCACCUUUUAUUUCUGCCGUUUUCAAUACGUUUUACCAACUAUGAAUAACAACACUUUUAGAGUUCCAUCCUCCCAUUUUAUGUGAGAUAAGUAUUGGUACAAUUCAACUUAAAGCAGAUAUAAGAAGUAUAAACGUUAGUAUUUAGUCGCAAACCCCUUGCAUGCAAUAACAGCAACGAGUCUGCGACCCAUUGACAUCACCAAACUCUUGGUAUCAUCCUUUGAGAUGCUUUGCCAAGCCUUUACUGCAGCCAUUUUCAGCUGUUGCUUGUUUUGGGGAGUUUCUGACUUCAGUCUCCUCUUCAGCUAGUGAAAUGCAUGUUCAAUCGGAUUUAAAUCAGGAGGUUGACGUGGCCAAUCUAAAACUUUCCACUUUUUUCCUUUGAACUCCUUAGUUGUGUUGGCAGUGUGUUUUGGGUCAUUGUCCUGUUGCAUUGUGAAAUGCUGCCCUAUGAGUCUGGUGGCAUUUCCUUGUACAUUGAUAGCCAAGAUGCUUCUGUACACUUCUGAAGUCAUUCUGCUGCUGCCAUCAUUCGUUACAUCAUCAAUAAAGAUGAGUGAGCCUGUUCCAGAGGUAGCCAUGCCUGCCCAUGCCAUGACACCACCUCCACCAUGCUUCACAGAUGAGGUGCUAUUCUUUGGAUCAUCUGCAGUUCCCUUUUUUCUCCGCACUUUUGCCUUCCCAUCACUUUGAUAAAGGUUAAUCUUUGUCUCAUCUGUCCAUAAAACUCUUCCAGGACUGUACUGGCUCAUGUAUUUUUUAGCAAAUUCUAAUCCGGCCUUUCUGUUUUUGGUGAUCAGAGGUUUGCAGUGUAGCCUUUGUAAUUCUGCUGCUGAAGUCUUCUGCGAACAGUAGAUUGUGACACUUUCACCCCAGCAUUCUGGAGGUUGUUGGUGAUUUCACUGACACUUGUUUGAGGGUUUUUUCACAACUCUGGUCAUUGUUCUGUCAUCAACUGCUGUUGUUUUCCUUGGCCGACUUGGUCGUUGCUGAUUGCUGAAGACACCAGUGGUUUCUUUCUUUUUCAGGACAUUCCAAGCUGUUGAUUUGGCUAUGCCCAUCUUUUGUGCUAUGGUUCUAA